AUGACGGCGCUGGGCCUGGUGACGGAGGUGGCCGAGCAGGAGACGGCCAGCAGCUCGCCGUCCAGCGACAAGGAGAACAAGGGCGGUCAGGCGUCACCGGCGCCCAACGGCCGCUUCCCCAGCCUGCUGCCACUGCGCUACACCGUGCGGCUGGAGCAGUCGCGGCGCGUGGUGACCGGCUUGGCGCCGGCCGACCUCAGCCGGGCGGACCGCCUGCCCACACGGGACACGCUGCGCCUCUUCAUCCGCUCCAGCGCGCUGCGCCAGGGCAGCAGCCCCACGGCGCCCUGGGUCGUCUCGGCGCCGCUCUUCAUCAAGCACGGCCUCAAGAACAAGAUCGCCGCCAUCUUUCUGCCGUCCAUCGAGCGGAAGAACAGCUCCAACACUCCCCUGUCUCCCAAGAAGAGGAAGUUGGAGGGCCUCAAAGAGAAGCCCACCAAGAAGGCCAGGUCCGACAAACCUGCACGCAGCCCCAUGAAGGGGCCAUCGCCGGGCAAACCAAACGCCGCGGUUCUCACCCCUAAGAAGCCCGGUCCUCCAGACUCGGACAGCGACUGCGAGGUACUGGCCAACAUCGCCUCCUCUUCCAAAACCAAGAAUGUGCUGAAGGUGACGCUGUCGCCGAAGAAGAACGAGUGCCACUCGAAGCUGUCUGUCAUGUUGUCCCCGACCAAGAUAUCGGCGGCCGCCGCCGACGGCGACAGCGACGAUUCAGACGAUGUGAAGCUCAGCGUCCUGGCAAAGUCACCAAAGAAGCUGUCCUUUUGCGGCGGUGGGCAACCAGGCAAGAAGGCACUUUUUGGUAAGAAGACGGCCUCUUCUAAGCACUCCGCAAAAGGUGAUUCGAAGCAGAAUGAGAAACAAAAGAGGGGUAGAAAACCCAAAGACAAAGGGAAAGACCCGAAGCGGAUGGGGAAGCCGGGUACGUCAAAAUCCCAAAAGAAGGCGAUGAAGCAGGUCUCGCUGCUGGAGAUGGGAAAAAAGAAGCGAGGCCGUCCGAGGAAGACCGAGGAGAAGGACAUGAAACAAAUGUCGUUGUUUGACCUCAGCAAGAGGAAGCCGCCCAAGCCACUCAGCCUGCCGCCCUGUGUGCGCAAGCUGACGCGCGAGCUGGAGGCGGGCAAGCGCAUCAACAUCCACAACGCCUACCUGAACAUGUGCGUGAAGGUGCUACGUCGCGAGCAGUACGCGCUCAUCAAGCACGAACCGACGCGCGAGCUGAUCGAGCGCCGGCGCACCAAGGUCGACGAGCAGCGGCUGCUGUCGCGCAUGACGGCCGAGCAGAAAGACGAGUACAUGAAGCGCAAGAAGCUGGAGCUGGACGAGGAGCGGCGCGCCCGGCUCAAUGAGAAGCGCAUGCGGUUCGAGGACCAGACUCUGCAGCUGCAGCCGCUCCGGCUGUUCGGCGACGUCGCCAUGGUUACAGAGUUCGUGCGGGCGUACGGCGGCCUUCUGAUGCCGCAGGGCGUGCAGCCCCUGUCGAGCGAGCACCUGAUGCUGGCGCUGGCCGGCCGCCAGGCGCACCACAGGCUCUUGCUCGACGUCAUCACCAUGAUGCUCAAGGUGCUGGUCAACGACGAGAUCGCCGAGGUGAGUGGUCGGCCGCGCGACGGCCGGACGCGGAUCGGCGCCAGCGACGCGCCCGACCACGACAGCACCAUUGAGGACGAGCUGUCGGACGGCGUGCUGGCGCGACUCGAACAGUGCGAGCUGUUCGAGCUGACAACAGACGAGCGCGUGGAGGUGCUGCGCGUGCUCGUGCACCGGCUGCUCGGCACGUACUCUCUGGCCGAGUACCAGGACGAGGCGGACGAGCGGUUCCGCCGAGUAUGGACUCGCAAGCUGGCCAUCUACCGCGACCGCAAGGCUGAACGGCUGCGCGAGGGCGAGCAGGGCGAGGAGCUGACGCCUGGCGCCAAACGCAGCCGGCGCAACGUGGAGGCGGCGCGCCGGGAGCGCGAGCAGCGCGAGAAGGAGGCCCGCGAAAGGCGGCUGCAGGAGCUGGAGCGGCACCAGAAGGAGCAGGAUGAGGCGGCGGCGUUCCGCGAGUUCAGCCAGUACCGCGUGUCACCGCCGGCCGGGGCCGCCGCCUCUGAUGACGACGAUGACGAGCAGCCGCUGAAGGUGGUGCAGCGGCGCGCGGCGUCUGAACGGACCGUCCACGAGCGAGGCCGUGUCGUGCUGGUUAGCCACAAGCAGGCGACGACGCCGGCGGCGGGCGAGAACCGCUGGUUCUGCUACACGUCGCUGGUGCAGGUGGACCGGUUGGUGGCGGCGCUCGCUGAGAAGGGCGAGCGCGAGUCGGCGCUGCGCGGCGCGCUGGCCGGCAUUCGCGCUCAUCUCGUCAGCACGCUGCCGGCAUGUGAUUCAGUACCUGAGCAGAGUCUGCUGGUUGCGGCGUCCGAACAGGGGACUGCUGUGGCGGCGGCCACUCCUGCCAAACGCGCAACCGAAGGCACGGCCGACAACUCGGUGAAGCUCGAGCCUGAUGUGGUCGCUGCCGGAGAAAACAAGGCGAGCGCAGGCGUGGAGACCGACCCGGCCGUCCAGGCGGACGCAGGCGCCUUGACGGCCGGGAAUGGGGCCGACACGAGAGCCGAGUCCAAGGCGGACGACGAGACCAAGCCGUUCCUGCUCGGCACGCUGAAGGAGGACAUCCUGAGCAUCGAGGAGGAGCUGUCUGAGGGCUGGCUGGGCGCCGUGCCGGGGCCGGCCGACUGGGCCGCGCGCGUUCUCUCGGCCGACUCGCCCGCCCAGCUGGCCGACACGGUGCUCGAGUGUCAGCGUCACAUCGACCGACACGCGCUACAGGGCCUGAUGGCGCCGGGGCCGACCGGGGGCGGCGCCCCCUCGGCCAGCGAGAUACGCUGGCUGCAGGCCGUGCGCCAGUGCCACACCUUCUCGCGGCUGCACGUGCUGGUCGGGCUGCUCGACUCGUCCAUCAAGUGGGACCUCUCCACGGCCACUAAGGUCAGCCAGGGCUGCGGCGCAUCCAGCCGUCACCGUCUUGGGGAAGGGAACAGGGAACGGUGA
Pollicipes pollicipes is the source of this 3033-nucleotide messenger RNA. Its product is annotated as tyrosine-protein kinase BAZ1B. The coding region runs from base 1 to 3033 and encodes 1010 amino acids. The transcript is spliced from 15 exons. Gene Ontology annotation, biological process: chromatin remodeling; DNA damage response. The record is from RefSeq and is a predicted model, not a curated record. NCBI's taxonomy places the organism in Eukaryota, Metazoa, Arthropoda, Thecostraca, Pollicipedomorpha, Pollicipedidae. Gene Ontology annotation, cellular component: WICH complex. Gene Ontology annotation, molecular function: histone binding; histone H2AXY142 kinase activity.